AGUCCGUCUCUCGAACGGGUCUCUGCGCCUGCGCAAUCUUCUCGUGCGUUCGACCUCCACCCGUCACAGAUCAUCAUCUCCUGCUGCCGUGGUUGACCUGACGAGGACGUGCUGUCGUGAUGUAUGCCUGUGCUAAGUUCGCCUCCACUCCCUCCCUGGUCCGUGUUGGAUCUCGGGUUCUGUACAGGCCGCUGUCAGCAGCUGUAGUGUCCGAUGCCAAGAGGGCAGAGACCGCUGCACUCCUGCCAGCGCAUGGCACCGCCAUCUCCCAGCAAAUGGUGACGCUGCGUGGGUUUCAGACGAGCGCGGUGAGCCGUGACAUUGACACCGCCGCCAAGUUUAUCGGUGCUGGAGCCGCCACGGUGGGAGUGGCCGGCUCUGGAGCCGGUAUCGGUACCGUGUUCGGUAGCCUCAUCAUCGGCUAUGCCAGGAACCCCUCACUGAAGCAGCAGCUGUUCUCCUACGCUAUCCUGGGCUUUGCUCUGUCCGAGGCCAUGGGUCUCUUCUGUCUGAUGGUGGCGUUCCUCAUUCUGUUUGCCAUGUAACCCAGGAAGGUGUUCCAUUGCUGCCACCGACACGUUAUCACGAAAGAGCCGUUGAAUGGUACUGCAAGUUAAUCCAAACAUGGUGCUUAGUCGUCAUCUUCGUCUGUUUUGAUUGUUAAACCCCUGACCUGCAGAAUUUGGCUAAGGUUUUACUAGUAUAUUGUAUAUUUAAACAAUUUUUUUUGUUAAAUAUCCUGGAACAACAGUAAAAACAUUUAAUUUGUGAA
Nerophis lumbriciformis (worm pipefish) is the source of this 772-nucleotide messenger RNA. RefSeq names its product ATP synthase F(0) complex subunit C3, mitochondrial-like. Gene Ontology annotation, molecular function: proton transmembrane transporter activity. The record is from RefSeq and is a predicted model, not a curated record. Gene Ontology annotation, biological process: proton motive force-driven ATP synthesis; proton transmembrane transport. NCBI's taxonomy places the organism in Eukaryota, Metazoa, Chordata, Actinopteri, Syngnathiformes, Syngnathidae.